Messenger RNA from Kockovaella imperatae, 2079 nucleotides. RefSeq lists its product as hypothetical. NCBI's taxonomy places the organism in Eukaryota, Fungi, Basidiomycota, Tremellomycetes, Tremellales, Cuniculitremaceae. The transcript has 8 exons. The record is from RefSeq and is a predicted model, not a curated record. Gene Ontology annotation, molecular function: metal ion binding; ubiquitin binding; phosphatidylinositol binding. Bases 1 to 2079 code for a protein of 692 amino acids.
AUGUCGUGGUUCUGGGGCUCUGCGACCAACACACAAUAUGAGGAGCUUGUAGAAAAAGCAUGCUCGUCUCUCAAUCUCCCUUAUCCGCAAUCUGAAGACAUUGCCCUCAAUCUCGAGAUUACCGAUAUGAUCCGCUCAAAGGCCGUACAGCCCAAACCUGCGAUGCAAAGUCUGAAGAGGAGAGUGGCGGAUCAGAAUCAGAGGGUGAAGAUGUAUGCCAUAGGGCUGAUAGAUACCUGCAUCAAGAAUGGUGGAGAUCAUUUUCUAGCUGAGAUAGCAAGCAAGGAGUUUGUAGAUGAGAUGUCGGGCUUGAUACGCUCACCAAUAACCAACGCCGAGGUCAAGCAGAUGGCUCUGAAGCAUUUCCAAGCUUGGGCUCUGGCUUUUGAAUCAAAGCGAGAGCUAGGCUUUUUGGUUGAUGUGUACCGUGAACUCAAAUCCUCAGGCAAACCUUUCCCUCCUCCUCCAUCUCAAACCUCAUCUCAUCUCCUCGACACCACGACUGCACCUGCCUGGAUAGACUCGGACGUCUGCAUGCGCUGUCGUUCAGCUUUCACAUUUACGAACCGCAAACACCAUUGCAGGAAUUGCGGUUUGGUGUACGAUCAGGCCUGCAGUAGUCGGACUAUGCCAUUGCCAAAGUUUGGAUUCAAGGAGCCUGUCAGAGUAUGCGAGGCGUGUUAUCUUAAGAAUGGCAAGGUGGACGCUCCGAAUGGCCCUCCGCCGGCCGUUCCUGGCAGAACACCAAGAACGAGGAAAGACUUUGAUGCAGAUCUGCAACGGGCGAUUGAGCUCUCGCUCCAGGAAUCCCAGCCUCAGGGCCGUGCCUUCGUCGGUUCUGAGCCUCCUCUCGCGGCGAAACCUGGCACAGUGGAGGAUGAUGAUGAGGAGCUAAGACUGGCGAUCGAAGCCAGUCUGCGGGAGAUGGAGAAGGAACGUCCAAGCGCACCAGAAGGGGCAGAGGAGCCCGAUUUCAAACCAUUACCGACAUUUGAUCUUUCUGCUCGGGAGACGGAGACCAUACUAACUUUCUCUAACACCAUGGAUCAGAUGACGGCGUAUGGCGAGAGGGAUUUGCAUCGCUUCCCGCAUGGUCAUGUCUUGGCACAACAAGCUCAUGCUCUGAGUGGGAAGCUACAGCGCAAUGCCGAGGAAAAGAUGACGAAGCAGCAAAUGCUCGCGGAGAUGCAAGACAAAUUAUCUCAAGCCGUCACUUUAUAUGGUCAAAUAUUGGAUGGGCAACAAGCAUAUUCUGCCAAACGAUAUCAAGAAGCACAGCAUCGGCAAUACACCGCACCGUAUUACCCUUCUUACAACCCGCCUCAAGCCUACCACCCACAGAUGAACGGUCACGCAUCUCCCUACCCUUCUUACGUACCUCCCCAAGCCGAGUCAAGCAGGAACGGACCUUCCCUUUAUCCCUCCAUGCCGAACAUGACCAGCCCAGAACCCGCACCAUCGCAAAACUAUCAUCCACCUCAACAAUCCUACCAAUACGAUCAGUAUCGGCCUAGUGCAGCGAUCAACGCCCCUCAGCCUCCUGCUGCUCAACGAUGGUCAGCACCAUCGCAGCCACAGCGGUCAGAGUCGUACCGCUCUUUCCAUGCAGAAUCAGCGCCUCAAAUGACCCCCACGGAGGUUUAUAAUACAUCCCCUCCGAUGAUCCUUUCGGCCCCCCCGCCAGUCGACCAGACUUCCCAUCCGACCUCGCCCAUCGCUAGCGUCCAUACGGUGCUCCCCUCUCACCCCCAAGCUAGCUCUCCCACACAGACCAAUCACGCCCCAUUACCACCCGUCGCGGCGACCUCUGAAGGGGCUUAUCAAGCUCAGAUUCAGCCGCAACAAGCUCAGUCAUACCAAUACGAGCAACAGCAUAAUCAAAAGGCAUUUCACUACCCACAGCAGCAACAGCAGCAACAGCAGCAGCAACAGCAACAGCAACAUCCUGCUCAGACUGCUCCGCCUCAUACGUACAGCGUCAACUCGUUCCCCUCGGCUCCUUCCGCCGUCUUUCCAGAUGCGCCGAGCGCAGCUCUGCAAGAACAGCCAAAGGAGGAGGCAUUGCUGAUCGAGCUUUGA